UUUCUGCGAAUUGCGAGCAUGAAAAAGAGAGAGAAACGGUAAAUUAAUAAUAACGUUGCAAUUAUACAAUCAUAUCAAAUUUUAAUUAUAAAUAAAUACAGUAUGUACUUUGGUAUAAGUACACACAAGUUGUGUUGAAACCGAGCUAAUACAUCGAGUGAUUUCUUUUUGUGAAGAGAUGUAGAAGAUCUUCAAAUAUGAAUACCUAUUCUUAUCCUUAAGACCUCAACUUGAGAGUGAAAAUAACAUCACUUCAAAACUACCGCUACACCGAUUGAAAGCCAACACUGCCUCCAAAAUGUCAUUUGGAAAAUUCCUACUGAUCAAGCUGCACUACUUCUUAUUCAACGCAGGUGUAGCACCUUUAAUCAUAUUUGGGCCCACGAUAGCCAAACAAAGUGGAUAUGCAGCAGUUACCGUCGGUCUAAUGUACACCAUCCUGCCUCUGACCGGACUAUUAGUGAAAACAAUCAGCGGCGCGAUUGCCGAUAAAUUCAAUAAGAAGAAACUAGUGUUCCUGUUAGCUAUUUUUUGCUGUUUAUUUUCUACCCUAUGUAUGGCAUUCCUAUCUUACCCUACGAGCAGGAAAAAGACUACUUUACUCUGCGGUUCUGACUUGUUCCUUAGUACGUGCAACGAAAAAAUCGUACAUUUGCGAAGAGAGCCGGCCUUUAAUAAAAGCAACUCGGUCGAUAUGAAUUGCGAGAUACGAUGUUACAUUAAUGAAGUAUUCGCUCGAGAGAUUUGUGACCACUGGGGCCAUUGUUCCGAUAAGCUAAAAUAUGCCAUCAGUCAUACUCCUGAUUCACCGUCCGAACCACACAGUCCGUUCAAUCAGCAAAUUGCCAUGUUCGUAAAAAUAGAAAAGAAGCAUAUAUUCAGACUGAACAAUUGCAUCUAUGCUUUAGUCAAAGAAAACGCAGAUUAUAAGCAGGAUGAAUUUACAUCGCAUUAUUGUACGAAGCACGUGACUGCUAAUUGUACGACAGUCUGCGAUAACUACGAAUUCAUGAACUUACUGCAAACCGAAGGGUCGCCGUUGAAAAGCGAUUUGAGCAAGGGUGCAUUUUGGAUUAUAUUUAUAAUAUUUGCGAUCAAUUGGGCCGGUAUGGCGUUGACCAAUAGCAUGUCAGAUACCGUAUGCUUCGAUAUUUUAGGUAAUGAACCUCAUCUCUACGGUAAACAAAGAAUGUUCGGAGCUUUAGGUUGGGGACUAGUUAGCAUAUUUGCUGGCUGGAUUGUAGAUGGAUUCAGCGACAAUUUCUUCGAUAAAAAUUACAAACCGUUGUUUUAUUUCGCAUCUAUUUUGUUAUCUGCGGAUUUGAUCGCAGCUGCUUUCAUCACGGUGAACAAAACCGCGGUCACUAUAUCGAUAUUUAGAGACGUGCGUUUGCUAUUUUCUGGAUGGAGAACGACUGUAUUUGCUUUUUGGUGCUUCGUUACCGGUUUAUUUUCCGGUAUUGUAUGGAAUUUCUUGUUUUGGUUUUUAGAAGAUAUUUCAACGGCUGAAGAUUUACAAUGGAGUAAAACUCUUCAAGGGUUGGAUUCUUUGUUCACUACCAUUAUCGGAGAGUUACCAUUCUUUUUCAUUUCCGGUUGGAUAUUGAAAAAAUUGGGUCAUAUAAGACUGAUGUCAUUGGUGCUAUUCGCCAUAUCUGUCCGUCUGCUGGGAUACUCACUGCUCACAAGACCAGCGUGGGUUUUACCUAUAGAAUUAGUAAAUGGGUUUGCUUUUUCCAUGUGUUACGUCGUAAUAGCCUCGUAUUCCAAUUUAAUAGCACCUAGAGGAGCCGAAGCUACUAUACAAGCGUUGUUCAGUGCCCUAUUUGAUGGAUUAGGUAUUUCAUCUGGCGGACUCCUUGCUGGAGUUAUUUAUCAUCGUUACGGUGGCAGAUUCCUGUUCCGAUUAUUCGGUUAUAUUUCCGUUAUCAUCGGAUUUGGUCAUCUUUUCAUCCAGCGCUGCUUGGAUUCGAAGACUGAAAAUAAAUCCGGACAAGGACCAAGACUUAAAGAUGAUCUUUCUUCGGCUCAGUAUUCAAGUCCAAAUGAUGCCAUCAGAAUAUUGGAAAGUUCAUAAAAGAAACACAUUAUUUGAAAAUCAAAAUGACCGUAGCUUGUGUUAAUAAUAAUUAUAAGAAAUUACGUUUACUUUGGUACCUAGUACCUCUACCUACCUACGAUGUGGAAGAUGAACAAAAUUUUUUGAUUUUUUUGAAUCGAAGCGUAGCUUUAUUUUUAUUUCGACUUCUACAUUUUCUUCGUGUUUUUUUUAUUUUUCUUAUUUUGUACCUACAAAUUUCCAUGUUGUUGUUGCCUUUGUUACUUUUUUAUUUAUUUAUUUUGAAUAGGAAUUCGUUACGUGUUUAGUCGUUUCAUAAGUAUUCUGGUGUUGUUUCGUUUCAGGGUUUAAGUAAAUGGUAGAAUUUAUUA
Messenger RNA from Planococcus citri (citrus mealybug), 2430 nucleotides. Its product is annotated as major facilitator superfamily domain-containing protein 6-B-like. Bases 299 to 2077 code for a protein of 592 amino acids. NCBI's taxonomy places the organism in Eukaryota, Metazoa, Arthropoda, Insecta, Hemiptera, Pseudococcidae. The transcript has 11 exons. The record is from RefSeq and is a predicted model, not a curated record. Gene Ontology annotation, cellular component: membrane.